AUGGGAGCUGUAAGGGGUGAAGUGGCCCUCCCCAUCGUUCAAGUGAUAUUAACAGCCGCUGAAGACAACGAUGGUCAAACCCUAAUGACAUGUGCCUUGCUGGACUCCGGAAAGAAUACCACUAUGCGACUCCGUCAGGUGAUCGUCCUCGACUCCUUCCCUGAAGGUAAAGGUCACCCCAAGGGACCGGUUAUUACUGCGAUCCCACAGGAGGACAGGAGUCCUCCUGUUAAAGAUAUUGAUCUGACAAAACAGGACCUACCAACUGACAGAGCCUUGGGAGUCCUGUGGAGCCUGGAGAGUGAUGUGCUUCAGAUCAGAGUAACUGUACCGAACAAACCGAUCUCAAAAAGAGGUAUGCUAAGCGUCAUGGGGUCAGUAUAUGACCCGCUCGGCUUGUUAGCCCCAUUCACGGUGAGAGCAAAGAUGAUCUACCAAGAAGAAGUGAGACGUCAACGAGGAUGGGAUGAAGAGCUUAGCUCACAGAAUUCCGUAAAAUGGAAUGCAUGGCUCAGUGAACUAAGGGAAUUGGAAGGCUUCUGUGUCAACAGGUGCAUAGUGCCUAUGAAUCUUGGAAAAAUCGGCAGUGUGCAGCUACAUCAUUUCUGUGAUGCAUCCACAAAGGCGUUUGCAGCCGCUUCUUACUUGAGGAUACAAGAUGUGUCGGGCAUCACUCACUGUGCUCUCAUGUUGGCAAGAACAAGACUGGCUCCAAUAAAGACAACCACCAUCCCCAGACUGGAGUUGUCAGCAGCAGUCCUGGCAGCCACAUCAGAUGCAAAAUUGCGGAAGGAGCUCUCUUUGCCUAUUGAUGACUCCGUGUUCUGGACUGAUAGUACUAUUGUUCUGCAGUACAUCAAAAACACCUCCCGUCGAUUCCACACAUUCGUUGCGAAUCGAGUGGGGAUUAUACACAAAAAUUCAUCUCCCCAACAGUGGAGACAUGUAAGAUCAGAGCUCAACACAGCUGAUCCUGCUUCCAGAGGUCUAUCAGCUAUAGAGUUAAUGCAAAGAAAGGAUUGGAAGGAAGGGGCAGAAUUUCUCCUCUUACCUGAAACCUCCUGGCCUCUUCCACCAGAACUUCCUGGGAUUUCAAAUGAUGAUCCUGAAGUUAAGAAUAUGACAAUAUCAUUUGCAGCUGGCGCAAUUAAAGUCGCACCUGUGGACCCACUGUUUGAGCGAUAUUCCUCGUGGUAUAAGCUGCAGCGAAUUGUAGCAUGGCUACGUAGAUUCUGUUCAGCAUGCAGAAAAAAGUGUUCACACCAGGACUCUAACCUCAGCGUUAUGGAGAUCCAAGCGGCGAGGAUGGUUAUCAUCAGACAAGUGCAAAUGACCUGCUUUGCUGAAGAGUUGGACAUAUUGAAGAGAAGAAAAAAUUUGAAGGCAAGCCGCCUUUAUCGUUUGGAACCCCACUUGGAUGACCAGGGCAUGUUACGUGUAGGUGGACGGAGAGUCGAUGAAUAUAUCGACCAGAAUUCUAAAAGGCCACUGAUCUUACCAAAAGAUCAUCCUGUAACCGCCUUAAUAGUUCAAGACAUUCAUGUGUUCCAUGCGAGGCACUCUGGCAGAGAACACACCUUAGCAGAAUUACGGAGGAAAUAUUGGAUAGUGGCGGGUAGGCCUUUAGUCGACCGAAUACUACGUAACUGUUUCACCUGCCGGAGAGUAAAUAGCAAACCCCUGACUCAGAGGCAAGGAGAUUUACCUGUUGAACGAGUUACACCGUGGCACCCCCCUUUCUACCACACUGGAGUGGAUUGUUUUGGCCCAUUUCAUGUAGUAUGUAAAAGACACACAGAGAAGCGAUUUGGUUGUGUCUUUACAUGCUUCAGCACCAGGGCUGUCCAUAUUGAACCCUUGAAGUCUCUAGAUGCUAGCACCUUUCUCAACGCACUUAUGUGCUUUAUAGCCCGUAGAGGAACCCCUAUGAAGAUCUACUCUGAUAGAGGAACAAACUUCUUGAGGGCUGAAAAGGAGCUCCGAGCAACAGUUCAUGCCUGGUCUAAGAACAAAUCCAUUGAUGACACAUGUAAACAGAGGGGCAUUGAGUGGGUUUUCCAGCCCCCUGCAGCAUCCCACAUGGGAGGCGUGUGGGAACGGCAGAUUCGAACCAUACGGAAGAUUCUCUCUUCGAUCAUAGGCAUGCAGAGAAUAGAUGAUGAUCGACUACGAACCUUAUUUUGUGAAGUGUUUCCAGGCCGUUCUGUAGGCGUCGCCGACGAAGAAAUGACCGUGUCUCCGUCGGCAAUGCGCAUGUCGCGUGUCUGCCUUGGGCCUCCUGUGGCUCAACACGUAUGGGAGCGAAGAUUCUUUAGUGUAGAUGUGUUAAAUUGUUCCAAAUUUGGAUCGGGGCUGUUCGUGUUCCCGUAUCGUUUUCGUGGGCUGCUGCCGUUCUGCGACUCGAAUGUAAAGCGUCGAUUUAGCUUGUAA
This is a messenger RNA of Penaeus monodon (black tiger shrimp), 2430 nucleotides long. RefSeq lists its product as uncharacterized. Gene Ontology annotation, biological process: DNA integration. The transcript is spliced from 6 exons. Lineage: Eukaryota; Metazoa; Arthropoda; Malacostraca; Decapoda; Penaeidae. Bases 1 to 2430 code for a protein of 809 amino acids. The record is from RefSeq and is a predicted model, not a curated record. Gene Ontology annotation, molecular function: nucleic acid binding.